Molecule: messenger RNA, 1590 nt
Organism: Hirundo rustica (Barn swallow)
Lineage: Eukaryota; Metazoa; Chordata; Aves; Passeriformes; Hirundinidae
Gene: IYD
Product: iodotyrosine deiodinase
Exons: 6
Coding region: 401-1210 (269 amino acids)
Molecular function (GO): oxidoreductase activity
Source: RefSeq, a predicted model, not a curated record
UCAUAGAUAAAGCUUUGCUGCUUUUUCAUUUACUGGGAUGAACCUGACGAAAAUGAGCAAUUGGGUUCUCAUGCUGCAAAAAGCCACUGACAAAGCUCUAAAGCAGGAUCCUCUGUGUAUGUGUGUAGCUGCUGGCAAAGCAUGGGAUGACAGACUACCUCACAGUUAGCAGGGGCAGGACCAAUCUGUAGCACAGAGAAAACAGUAUAUAGGUCCUAAUUAUUUUUUAUUUUGGAGUGAAAUCACACUGAAAAGCAAACAGUUGCAGUCAAUACUGAAAAAUUAGCUUAUUUAUCUUUUUGGACACAGAAGAUGCUCCAGCAUUGAUUAACUGUAAUGGACUGCAGGGCACUGAUUGCAAGUAUUUAUAGCCAUUAUAUGCGUUUUGAUUGGAGUAAUAAUGAAGAAGACGAAUGGAGAGAAGGAAAAACAUGACACUAAAAGCAAGCAUCCAUCUCGUCCAUGGGUGGAUGAAGAUUUAAAAGAUGGCACUGACCAUCCCUUAGAAGAAGAAGAGGGUGAGGAAGAGUGGCAAGGACUUGAGGAAAAUGUUGCCCAUGUCCCCUUCACUGGAGAGCGAUACUCUGAGGCUGAAAUGAUUAAAAGGUCACAGACAUUCUAUGAGCUUCUAAAUAAGAGACGUUCUGUCAGGUUUCUCAGUGAUGAGCCAGUCCCCAGGGAGGUUAUCGAUAAUGUCAUCAGAACAGCAGGUACUUCACCUAGUGGAGCACACACUGAGCCCUGGACCUUUGUGGUAGUGCAAGAUCCAUAUUUAAAACAUAAGAUUCGUGAAAUUGUAGAAGAAGAAGAGGAAAUCAACUACAAAAAAAGGAUGGGAGACAGAUGGGUUAAUGACCUGAAAAGAUUGAGAACAAAUUGGAUCAAAGAGUACUUGGACACUGCCCCGUAUUUGAUCCUCAUUUUCAAGCAGGUAUAUGGGCGGCUUCCAAAUGGCAAAAAGAAGACCCACUACUACAAUGAAAUCAGUGUUUCCAUUGCCUGCGGUAUCCUGCUUGCUGCACUGCAGAACGCGGGUCUGUACACAGUGACCUCCACGCCCCUGAACUGCGGCCCCCAGCUCCGGGUGCUGCUGCAGCGCCCAGCUAACGAGAAGCUCCUGCUGCUGCUCCCCGUUGGCUAUCCCAAGAGAGACGCCACUGUGCCUGCGCUGACGCGGAAGCCGCUGGAAGACAUCAUGGUGGUCAUGUGAGCCCAGCGCCACGAGGAAGGGGAGCGUCGCUGCUGACAGCUGAACCUGUCGCUGCUGUUUCUGUGCAUCGUCCCUCUGUGUCGCCUUUGCUCUGGCUGUUUACACCUCUGUUUCUUUUAGUGCUAGUAAUCUACUGAGACAGCAGUGAUCAGCCAAGCACUGUGCCUUGGACAGCUGCUGCUGCCUAUCUGACUGGGGCAUUGUUCCAGGGGAUAUGUACAACUUAAAUUACUUUCAUCACUUGAUUUUUCUCAUGCAUUGUGGGGACGAAUCUCUUCUUGAACUGGAAUAUAUAUUUUCCUUAUACUUUUGUGAUUGCCAUUACACAGUUAUUUUAACUUAGGAGUUUUAAUGAAGAUUGUAUUAAAAGAUACAAAGAG